CUCUCCACCUCAAUCAGCAUGUCAGCAGGCAAACUCGCAGCCGUGCCACUCAAGGGCGGGGAAGCGUACCCCCCAGACACGCCGUACAACGAGCAGACGCUCGCCGUGUCGGACAUCCACACGAUCUACUUCUCGCAGUCUGGCAAUCCCGAGGGCAAGCCCGUCGUCUUCAUUCAUGGUGGACCUGGCGUCGGAACUAGCGCAAAGGACACGGCGUACUUCAACCCCGCGGUGUACCGCAUCGUGCUCGUCGACCAGCGCGGGGCCGGCAAGUCGACUCCCGCUGGGGAGCUGCGCGAGAACACUACUUGGGACCUCGUUUCCGAUCUCGAGCGGGUCCGCGGGGUUGUCGGCGUCGACAAGUGGCUCGUGUUUGGCGGGUCUUGGGGAUCCACCCUCGCCCUCGCGUACGCCGAGACCCACCCUGACCGCACGGCCGGCCUCAUUCUGCGCGGGGUGUACCUCUCGCGCAAGAAAGAGCUCGACUUUUCGUACCAGGAUGGCGCGAGUCACAUCUUCCCCGAGCAGUGGGACAAGUUCUACUCCCAUAUUCCGGAGGAGGAGCGUCACGACAUGAUGGGCGCAUACUACCGCCGCCUGCUGCGCGACGACGACGAGUCCCUCCUCACCGCUAAGAUCUGGGACCAGUGGGAGGACUCGAUCGCCAAGCUCAUCCCCGACCCCGUGCUGAUUGCGCGCACCGAAGAAGACCCGCGGUUCGCGCGCACGCUCGCGCGCAUCGAGGCGCAUUACUUUGUCAAUCUCGGGUUCAUGGCCGACGGGUUCUUGGUCGCCGAGGAGCAGAUUAGCAAGGUCCGUCAUAUCCCCGUUAUCGUCGUGCAGGGGCGCUACGAUAUUGUGUGCCCGGCGGUCAACGCGUACGACCUCAAGAGGGCUUGGGGCGACAGCUUCCGCAUGUACAUUGUCGACGACGCCGGCCACUCGGCCCAAGAGCCCGGCACGAGGCGGCUGCUCGUUGGCGCUGCGGACGAGUUUGGAGCAACGCUGCAGUGGUGAGCGUGGAGAGAUAUGCAUUCCAUCCG
Vanrija pseudolonga is the source of this 1043-nucleotide messenger RNA. Its product is annotated as putative proline iminopeptidase. Gene Ontology annotation, molecular function: aminopeptidase activity. Gene Ontology annotation, cellular component: cytoplasm. Bases 19 to 1017 code for a protein of 332 amino acids. The record is from RefSeq and is a predicted model, not a curated record. Gene Ontology annotation, biological process: proteolysis. NCBI's taxonomy places the organism in Eukaryota, Fungi, Basidiomycota, Tremellomycetes, Trichosporonales, Trichosporonaceae. The transcript has 7 exons.